Messenger RNA from Dipodomys ordii (Ord's kangaroo rat), 903 nucleotides. RefSeq names its product NADP-dependent oxidoreductase domain containing 1 (gene Noxred1). The transcript is spliced from 5 exons. The coding region runs from base 1 to 903 and encodes 300 amino acids. Gene Ontology annotation, molecular function: pyrroline-5-carboxylate reductase activity. Gene Ontology annotation, biological process: L-proline biosynthetic process. Lineage: Eukaryota; Metazoa; Chordata; Mammalia; Rodentia; Heteromyidae. The record is from RefSeq and is a predicted model, not a curated record.
AUGGACAUACUAGUGGACCUUGAAACCCUAAAUUUUGAGUCUGGGAUUCCAGAGGAAGAACGUUUCUGGCUGUAUUUGCAUAGCCGUUCUCGGGGACUGAUAAUUGAGGCCUGUGCUCAUGCAAUCUUCCUCUGCAAACUAUUACGUCAGUUGAGCAUAAAUUUGGCAAAGUCUGAACCUGCCUCAGUAGAGCCAUCUGAUUCUGCUAGCAGUGAACUCAAUUUGAGGGUGGGAAUCAUUGGAUGUGGCCGCCUUGGGAAGCAGCUGGCUUGUUCACUGCUGAAGCUUGUCCCCAUCCCUGCAGAGAACCUUCGGAUAUCCACACGGAGGCCAGACGUCUUGGGUGAGGAGUGGGAUGUUAUCCAGAAAGAGGGGGUCCAGUGCUUUUACCGUAACCCUCACCUGGCGGGCUGGGCCAACGUGCUAUUCCUCUGUUGCUUGCCAUCUCAGUUGCCUAAUAUCUGCUUAGAAAUUCAAGGAAGUAUUGAGAAGAACUGCCUCGUGCAAAGCUUUGCAUCUGCUAUCCCACUGCCCAGAUUGAGACUACUACUGAACAACCACACCAAUAUCUUGCGGCCUGUGUAUCACUGUGUUGAGGAUACUGACCAUAUCUGGGGAGCCAAUAAGGAUAUUGCAACUGCGCUCCAAGACCCCGUGAUUCUUCAAGCUACCUCCCCAUUCAGUUCCAGAGGGGGAAUAACCCUCAAUAUUAAAUGGUUGGAGGGAGUAUUGUAUGCAGUCCUAAAUGUCUGCACUUCAAGAAGCCUUUUCUACCCAAAAGCACUGGAGAUGCUGAACAAACUAUUUUUCAUUACUCAGUCUGAAGACUCAGCUUGUCCAAGUUUUCAGCUAGAACAUUUUGUCAACCAAAUCUAUGUCAGGAACUUGUUUCACAGAAGGUAA